Molecule: messenger RNA, 1658 nt
Organism: Papilio xuthus (Asian swallowtail)
Lineage: Eukaryota; Metazoa; Arthropoda; Insecta; Lepidoptera; Papilionidae
Gene: nAChRa9
Product: nicotinic acetylcholine receptor subunit alpha 9
Exons: 1
Coding region: 162-1436 (424 amino acids)
Biological process (GO): monoatomic ion transmembrane transport
Cellular component (GO): membrane
Molecular function (GO): transmembrane signaling receptor activity; extracellular ligand-gated monoatomic ion channel activity
Source: RefSeq, a predicted model, not a curated record
CAUAUACAUACAUAUCAAAUUUGAAAUAAUGUCUGGCAAUUGGUAAUAGGUGUCGAAUAACGAGAGCACGCGUUAUCUUAGGGGGCGUUACCUUAUAUCCAGUUUUCAGUACAUAACAUUGUAUUAACCUUUAUUCCAUAUUUGUAUUCGUUCAGGUCAUCAUGUUCUCACUAAGGAACCAUUCGUUAUUUCUGUUAUUUUUUUAUUCUAUCUGCUGCUAUGCCGACGACACCUGUCCUUCCGAACGAGAUCAGCCGCUGCACGAUGAAGCUAAACUUCAUAAAGAUUUACUUUGUGCGUACAACGUCGACAAUCGACCAGUGACAGAUCACAAGAAAACCGUCACUGUAAAACUAAGAGUCGUUCUGAAGUACAUCAGCUUCGAUUCCCUCGAGGAGACUUUCACCCUGCACAGCUGGAUGGCGCUGACGUGGAAAGACGAAUAUCUUAAAUGGACUCCGUCUAACUAUGGCGGCAUCAAGGAGAUUCAGAUCGAGAGUCACGAAAUCUGGACGCCGCGACUGGCUCUGUUUAAUGCGGACGCCUCCUUGUACCAGUCGGACAACAUUUACACGACCUGCCUACUGGACAGCGACGGCGCCGUGACCUGCGUGCCUCCCGUCGCGCACUCGGGCAUCUGCCGCACCUCGCUUCGCCGCUGGCCCUACGACACUCAGAACUGCACGCUCUACUUCGGUUCCUGGAUGCACACCGGCGAGCAGGUCAACUUUACGUUCUACAAAAAUUUACCCAUAGUGAUGGAAGACUACCAGAACGGGCCAGGCUGGCGCCUAAUGAACGUAUUGAACGAACGGAUGCCCGGAAAGUACAGCUGCUGCCCCAACAGUACGUACCCGAUGCUGAAGUAUACUUUUAUGCUGAAACGGGAGGCGGCCGGGCCGGCGGCGAUCGUCGUGGUGCCGUCCAUCGCCAUUGUUACACUCACGCUGACUUCGCUGGUCCUCGAUAUAAGGGACAAUACGCGACUCUUUAUGAUGUGCUUCAGUCUCUUCGGUCACUUUAUAUUUCUAACUGAAAUAGGAUACGACAUUCCGAAGCACAGCGCAGACACUCCUAUCAUUCUAUUGUUCGUCCGGGACUCGAUGAUCGUGACCGUGGCGGGAGUGGUGGUGACAUUGGUUUUGAUGUCUAUACGACGACGCAGUGUGCCCCCGCCGGCCUGGCUCGCCGCGGCCAACCGCCUGGUCACCAGCGGGCCCGGUAAGUACGUCGUAUUCACAGAAUUCGACCCCUGUGACACCACCGAGGUUAAAACCCUCUCGGACGAUGGAAACGCCUCUAAUUUAAACGAAGAAAAAUCUCGCACUGCGACUGAAUGGAUUUUGUUUGCAAAUCUACUCAACAGCGUUGUCUUCAUCGUAUCGUUGAUCGUUUACCUCGUAUUAGUAAUCUCAUACAUACCUCGGGAUAAUUGAAUCCAACGGAUUUAUUCAUCAGUCAAUAUGCGUUGCACAUGCACCCUACUUGAGCUUAAAUUUACAGGAAGGUUAGCCCAUGUGAACAAGACAGACUUAUUUAAGUCUCUUUCUAUGUAAACUAUUAAUAAAGGGAUAUAUUCGCCGCACUCUAACUCUUACAUUCAUAAACUUUGAUCAAUUAUUGUUAAGCUUAUACAGAAAUAAACUUCUAAUACCAUU